Molecule: messenger RNA, 1749 nt
Organism: Angiostrongylus costaricensis
Lineage: Eukaryota; Metazoa; Nematoda; Chromadorea; Rhabditida; Metastrongylidae
Source: the annotation of a GenBank genome assembly
AUGCGGAUCCGAUUCAUGAUUGGUUUGUUUGUCCUCGUAUCAUACCUUGUCGAAGCUGAUGAGCAUGAUCAUAUGUAUGAGAUCGACGAGGAAGUAGUACUGUGGAUGAAUACGGUCGGACCUUACAGCAAUCGACAAGAGACCUACACAUAUUUUUCGUUACCAUUUUGUCGGGGACCAAAGCAAUCUAUCGGUCACUACCAUGAAACUAUGGGAGAGUCUCUUCUUGGAGUUGAACUCGACUUUUCUGGAUUGGAUAUCAAAUUCAGAACCAAUACGAAGAAGACGGUCUUCUGCAAGAAGAAAUUAACGAACGACGAGUAUCAAACAUUCGUCUACGCAAUUAAAAACAGCUAUUUUUACCAGAUGUAUCUCGACGAUAUGCCAAUAUGGGGUAUGGUUGGUGAAGUUGACGAUUCUGUAUCUCCACCUGUAUAUAAACUGUAUACAUUUAAGCAGCUCGACGUUGGGUACAAUGACAAGCAGGUUGUGGAUGUCAAUUUAACUUCUGGUGGCCACACGGACAUCCACCCUGGAGUAGAGCUUGAGUUCACGUACGAGGUUAGAUGGAAACAGUCAUCCGUCUUAUUUGCCGACAGAUUUGAUAAAUAUCUUGACCCAAGCUUCUUUCAACAUAGGAUCCACUGGUUCUCGAUUUUCAAUAGCUUCAUGAUGGUAGUUUUUUUGGUCGGGCUAGUGUGGAUGAUCCUCGUGAGAACUCUUCGAAAGGAUUAUGCCCGAUAUCAGAAAGAGGAGUCUAUUGAUGAUUUAGACGCUGAUUUGGGUGACGAAUACGGGUGGAAACAAGUUCAUGGAGAUGUGUUCCGGGCACCGUCGAUGCCACUGUUGUUCGCCAGUUGCAUUGGUGCAGGAUAUCAUGUGUUUACGGUAGCAGUCAUAACCGUCAUACUCGCUAUCAUUGGAGAAUUCUAUACCGAGCGUGGUUCUCUGCUUUCUGCGGCCAUAUUCGUCUAUGCAGCUAGUUCUCCUGUAAACGGCUACGCUGGUGGAUCUAUGUAUGCCAGAUUUGGUGGACGCCAUUGGAUUCGACAAAUGGCUCUGGGUGCUUUCCUUCUGCCAAGUUUGGUUUGUGGAGUUGCAUUUCUAAUCAAUUUUAUCGCGAUUUAUUAUCACGCCUCAAGAGCUAUCCCGUUUACUGUAAUGCUUGCUGUAACUGCUAUUUGUCUGUUCGUUAUUCUUCCACUCACCCUCGUUGGUACUGUGCUUGGACGUAAUAUGGCUGGACAAGGGGACUACCCUUGCAGGGUAAAUGCAGUCCCACGUCCGAUCCCUGAUAAAAAAUGGUUUGUGCAGCCAUGGCUAAUCGUACUAAUGGGUGGAGUACUCCCGUUCGGAAGCAUUUUCAUUGAAAUGUACUUCAUUUUCACGUCAUUCUGGGCUUACAAGAUCUACUAUGUUUAUGGAUUUAUGCUUCUUGUCAUACUUAUUCUGGCAGUUGUCACCGUUUGCGUCACUAUUGUAUGCUGUUACUUCUUGUUGAAUGCUGAAGAUUAUAGAUGGAGGUGGACCAGCUUUUUGGCCGGUAGUUCGACAGCAUUUUACGUGUAUCUUUACUCGGUGUAUUAUUUUUUCUUCAAGACAAAAAUGUAUGGUCUGUUUCAAACAGUGUUUUAUUUUGGUUACAUGGGCAUUUUCUCAGCGGCUCUUGGUCUCAUGACCGGAACAAUCGGAUACGUUGGUACUGCGAAAUUUGUACGAAAAAUUUACUCAACAGUUAAAAUUGACUGA